Penicillium diatomitis is the source of this 1662-nucleotide messenger RNA. It is a transcript of the gene clxA, whose product is annotated as calnexin. Gene Ontology annotation, biological process: protein folding. Gene Ontology annotation, molecular function: calcium ion binding. NCBI's taxonomy places the organism in Eukaryota, Fungi, Ascomycota, Eurotiomycetes, Eurotiales, Aspergillaceae. The coding region runs from base 1 to 1662 and encodes 553 amino acids. Gene Ontology annotation, cellular component: endoplasmic reticulum; endoplasmic reticulum membrane. The transcript is spliced from 5 exons. The record is from RefSeq and is a predicted model, not a curated record.
AUGCGUUUUAAUACUGCCGUCACGGCUCUGGCCACCUCGGCCACCCUCAUGGGCUAUGCUCAUGCCGAGGAGGUCGAGGCGAAGCCCGAUUCCACCACUGUGAUCGAGAAGCCCACCUUCACUCCCUCCGCUCUCAAGGCUCCCUUCCUGGAGCAAUUCACCGACGACUGGGAGUCCCGUUGGAAGCUUUCGCAUGCGAAGAAAGAUGAUCCCAAGUCCGACGAAGACUGGGCCUUUGUCGGCGAGUGGGCGGUCGAGGAGCCCACUGUCUUCAAGGGAAUUGAGGGCGACAAGGGUCUUGUGGUCAAGAACGUGGCUGCGCAUCACGCCAUUUCGGCCAAGUUCCCCAAGAAGAUUGAUAACAAGGGCAAGACCCUGGUUGUCCAGUAUGAGGUCAAGCCUCAGAACUCUCUGGUGUGCGGCGGUGCCUACCUUAAGCUCCUCCAGGAGAACAAGAAGCUCCACCAGGAGGAGUUCUCCAACGCCACUCCCUACGUGAUCAUGUUCGGUCCCGACAAGUGUGGUGCUACCAAUAAGGUUCACUUCAUCUUCCGUCACAAGAACCCUAAGACCGGCGAGUAUGAGGAGAAGCAUCUCAAGACUCCCCCGGUUGCUCGCACCUCCAAGGUGACCUCCCUCUAUACUCUGAUCGUCAAGCCCGAUCAGACUUUCGAGAUUCUCGUCAAUGGCGAGUCCGUCAAGGCCGGUAGCCUCUUGGAGGACUUCACUCCUCCCGUCAACCCCGAGAAGGAGAUUGAUGACCCCAAGGACAAGAAGCCCGCCACCUGGGUUGAUGAGGCUCAGAUCCCCGACCCCGAGGCGACCAAGCCUGCUGAUUGGGACGAGGAUGCGCCCUACGAGAUCCCCGACGAGAAUGCCGAGAAGCCGGAGGACUGGUUGGACGAUGAGCCGACCAGCAUUCCCGACCCAGAGGCCGAGAAGCCGGAGGACUGGGAUGACGAGGAGGACGGCGACUGGCUUGCUCCCACUGUGCCCAACCCAAAGUGCUCCGAGGUCUCUGGCUGCGGCAACCCGGCCUACAAGGGCAAGUGGUCCGCUCCCAUGAUCGACAACCCCGCCUAUAAGGGUGUCUGGGCGCCCCGCAAGAUCCCCAACCCUGCUUUCUUUGAGGACAAGACUCCCUCCAACUUGGAGCCCAUGGGCGCUAUUGGUUUCGAGAUCUGGACCAUGCAGAACGACAUUCUGUUCGACAACAUCUAUAUCGGUCACUCUGUCGAGGAAGCUGAACAACUACGCAAGGAGACUUUCGACGUCAAGUUCCCCAUUGAAGAGGCUGAGGAGGAGGCCAGCAAGCCCAAGCCCGAGGACCCUGCCACUCAGGGAACCACGGUGAGCUUCAAGGAGGACCCCGUAACCUUUGUUCGCCAGAAGGUCGACCACUUCAUCGGUCUGGCCAAGGAGGAUCCCAUCAAUGCUGCUAAGACGGUCCCCGAGGUUGCUGGCGGCCUUGCUGCCCUCCUGUUCACCUCGAUCCUCAUCAUCGUGGGCGCUAUCGGCUCCAGCAGCCCUGCUCCUGCCCAGAAGAAGGGCAAGGCUCCCGUGACCGCUGUCAAGGAGAAGAAGGGCGAGGCCUCCAGCUCCUCUGCCGACACCGGCAAGGGUGGUGCUACCAAGCGCACCACCCGCUCCUCUGCGGAGUAA